AUGGAAGCUAACACCGUUGCUAAAGCUUUAUUCUCGACUUGGAUUGCUCGAUUCGGCGUGCCCGCGCGUAUAACUACCGACCAAGGCCGUCAAUUCGAAUCAGCUCUUUUUGCAGAAUUAUGUAAUUUGUUAGGUACAAAGCGAAUUCGUACGACAAGUUACCAUCCACAAGUAAACGGCCAAGUAGAAAGAGUGCACAGGCAACUUAAGGCAGCAAUAAAAUGUCACGACGGUAACGAUUGGAUAUCCGUACUACCAGUAGUUCUUUUAGGUAUGCGUAGUGCAUUAAAGGAGGAUCUUGGAGCGACGGCAGCCGAACUUGUAUACGGCGCCGGAUUGCGUUUACCCGCGGAAUUUUUCCACGCAAGCAACCAAAAUCCGACUUCAGACUCCGUUGAAGCUUUCAAAAAGCGCAUCAAUAACCUGAAGCCAUCACCUACACAACGACACGGCGAAAAAAACGUCUUUAUUUUUAAGGAUUUAGCUACUACUCCUUACGUUUUUUUGCGCCACGAUGCCAUACGAGGUCCAUCCGACCCUCCGUACGACGGGCCUUAUAAAGUCCUCGAACGCAACGACAAAUCUUUCGUUAUCGAUAUAAACGGUAAAAAGGUCCGCGUUUCUAUCGAUAGACUCAAGCCCGCAUUUAUUGUAUCCGAUAACAUCGAAAACAAUGUAAAUAACAAAUGCAAUCGUGAAUGUUACGACGAAGUGGACUACGAUAUCGUAGUACAACGUAAUUGUGAUAAAGAUACGCCUCCUUUUGAAAUAGUCCCUGCACAUGAUAAUGCCAAGCAGUUUGGACCACACAACAUCAAUUGUAAUAACGAAGCGCAUGUUAAUGUUCAACAGCCAUGUCCUGCUAACAAGAACCGCUUUACCACUCGUUCUGGACGAAAUGUUCAUUUCCCAGACCGUUACCAAGCUGGUUUUUCAUAG
Molecule: messenger RNA, 939 nt
Organism: Phymastichus coffea
Lineage: Eukaryota; Metazoa; Arthropoda; Insecta; Hymenoptera; Eulophidae
Exons: 1
Coding region: 1-939 (312 amino acids)
Biological process (GO): DNA integration
Molecular function (GO): nucleic acid binding
Source: RefSeq, a predicted model, not a curated record